CGUAGUUGAAGCAUUCUAAAGAUCCAAGCUACAUCAAACUUGCCAACAUGGGUGCCAACCAGUCUCGGCCAUCAGAUGCUGCCAUCAACGAGAAGCUGAUCGAGCGGCUGCAAGCUCUCCACAUCAAGGACGAGCAACGAAGCACCAGCGAGAAGGAUGGUUUUGUAGUCGUUGGUGGUGAAGCUCCUCCAAAGUACACUCCGAUCACCAGGUAUCAACAAAAUGUAUCUGCCGCGGCUGUGGAGGAGUGGGAGAAGGAGCUCAUGGAAGACCCAAAGAACCGUCUUGCUCUAGCAGCUCUCAGCUCGAACAACGCCAACGCCGUCCUCUCCUCACGAUCAGCCGUCAUCUCCGAUACACAGAAAUUCAACAUCAAGAUACCACUUGAAGGCUCACCCAUCACAAAUCAAGCACAAUCUGGAAGAUGCUGGCUGUUCGCAUCGACAAACGUCUUUCGCGUUGCCAUUAUGAAGAAGUACAAGCUUUCAGAGUUCCAGCUGUCGCAGGCUUAUCUGUUCUAUUGGGACAAGAUUGAGAAGGCAAACUACUUCUUGGAGAGCAUACUCGACACCACAUCUGAAGAGAUUGAUAGCCGGCUUACACAGGCACUCAUGGAAAGCCCAGUCAGUGAUGGUGGACAAUGGGACAUGGUCGUGAACCUUAUAGCCAAGUACGGCCUUGUACCCCACUCGCUGUACCCCGACUCGUUCAACGCCUCAAGCUCCUCGACCAUGGAUCGACUAAUCACCACAAAGCUCCGAGAGGACGCCGUCCGCCUCCGAUCGAUUGCUACUAGUAAUGCAUCUGUAGAGGUCAAGAAGGCUACCAUCUCGAACGAGAAGGAGAAGAUGCUCAAGGAAAUCCAUCUCAUCUUGACGUUGAUGUUAGGACCCCCGCCACCACCAAACGCGGCAUUCACAUGGGAGUACUAUGACAAAGACAACAACCUUUGCACUCUUCGUACUCGACCCACAGCAUUCGCCAAAGAGCUCUCGGACAGCAGGACUGUACGAGCACUUGGAGGGACUGACGUCCACCAGCUAUUCUCCCUGGUCAACGACCCUCGUAACCCAUACAACAGGCUGCUUAGCGUGAAGCGUCUCGGAAACGUGUACGGCGGACGCCCAGUAACAUACGUCAACGUGGACAUGAAGACCAUCAAGGAAGCCUGCAUCGCCAUGUUGAAGCGCGGCAUUCCCGUCUUCUUCGGUUCAGAUGUAGGCAAGUACUCCGACUCAACAAAGGGCAUCAUGGACACCGCCCUGUACGAGUACGAACUCGGCUUCAACAUCAAGCUCGGCAUGUCAAAGGCCGAGCGCUUGCAGACGGGCGAGUCUCAAAUGACACAUGCUAUGGUGCUUACGGCGGUGCAUGUCGUUGACGGUAAGCCGGUGAGGUGGAGGGUAGAGAAUUCGUGGAGUGACCGUGUUGGUGACAAGGGCUAUUUUGUCAUGUCUGAUGCUUGGAUGGAUGAGUUUGUAUACCAGGCUGUUGUUGACCCGAGCGUUGUUAGCUCGGCGGUUAAGAAGGUCCUUGAGCAGAAGCCGAAGAUGCUGGAGCUUUGGGAUCCUAUGGGCGCGUUGGCUUGAUUGAUGUUUAAGAUACCGACAUAUAUGAACUGAUACAUUUCUUUUUGAGUACUAAGUCUAUACGAUUUGGAGCGAAAUUUAUUUUGUGAUUAGCUGUUCAU
Parastagonospora nodorum SN15 is the source of this 1690-nucleotide messenger RNA. RefSeq lists its product as hypothetical. Gene Ontology annotation, cellular component: cytoplasm. The coding region runs from base 48 to 1589 and encodes 513 amino acids. Gene Ontology annotation, molecular function: cysteine-type aminopeptidase activity. Lineage: Eukaryota; Fungi; Ascomycota; Dothideomycetes; Pleosporales; Phaeosphaeriaceae. The transcript has 4 exons. Gene Ontology annotation, biological process: response to toxic substance; proteolysis; L-homocysteine catabolic process. The record is from RefSeq and is a predicted model, not a curated record.